Molecule: messenger RNA, 1115 nt
Organism: Phlebotomus argentipes
Lineage: Eukaryota; Metazoa; Arthropoda; Insecta; Diptera; Psychodidae
Gene: Oli
Product: class E basic helix-loop-helix protein 22
Exons: 3
Coding region: 520-1110 (196 amino acids)
Molecular function (GO): protein dimerization activity
Source: RefSeq, a predicted model, not a curated record
CUUUGUCCUCGGCUCAGGCGUUUUUUUUUUGCUGCUGGCUGCCAUCAAAACAGCCCUUCUCACUCGGCUUGGAAUUUCAUUGAUUUGUCCUGCGGGGAUUUUAUCCUAAGGUCCGGCGAUGAGUUUUAUCGAAUUUCCUUCACCUUUCAGGUCAAAGAUUAGAGGGGAUGCUUUUUUGCUGUGGGUUCUGCUCGGUGUAGUUUUGAGGAUGUACCAGAGAGAAAGAGAGAGAGAGGAAGCCUGAGCUUGGGCGAGAGGGUGGCGGGAGGAGGAAUUGGGUGAGAGAGGGACAAAUACUGAGUGGGUUUUUUGAGGCAGACGAAGGGAUCCUUGCCGAGAGGGUACAUAAUGUACAGAGCAUACAGACGCGAACUAGGGUGAAUCUCGAGGGCGUCUGGCUGUCUGAGUGAAUUCUUCCUCACAGUGUCAUUGUGUGCGUCUCUCGAGCUCCCUUUUAGUGAAUCACAAUCAAUGAGAGUAGCAAAACAAUUUUCGUGAGACGCUCAAGAGCGAAAGAGAAUGGACACUCAUCAGCCCUACAAUUUUCACUUGGGAACCGCGAGUCACUCGGUGGCGGAGCCCAGUUCCAGUCCGCCACAGCAAAGCGUGCCAGGACGGCGAACACCUCUCGGCGCCGUUGGACUGGGAGGAUUCUACGCUCAUGGCUCACAUCCGGGCUCCUCAAUGCACGGCCAGCAAAGCGUGGAUGAGAAUCGACCUAGUGGAACGUCAGAGAGAGGCGCCAGUGGUGGUCCUGGCCAGCCAGUGCCACCGGGAACAAAACCGAAGAAUCGCCAAGGAAAGACCGUCCGUUUAAACAUAAAUGCCAGGGAGCGACGGAGAAUGCAUGAUUUGAAUGACGCUCUGGAUGAGCUAAGGAGUGUCAUUCCCUAUGCUCACUCGCCUUCAGUUAGGAAACUUUCCAAGAUUGCCACACUUUUACUGGCGAAGAAUUACAUCCUCAUGCAGCAAAAUGCUUUAGAGGAGAUGCGACGUCUCUUGGCCUACAUUCAGAGUACCACAGGAGCUGCUCCGCUGGAUCUGGCCAGCUUCCCGGCUGCUGCAAAGCUCCAACAGCUGCUGCAAAACCCUCCAGAGCAGCCGAACUAAGCUUC